AUGGCUGCCAUGUUCCUUAAUGGAAAAACUAAAGUUCCCAAAGCUCCACCCCUUCACAUUUGGAUGAAGGUGUGGAUAGGAGUCACCCUGCUGAUAGCAGUCGCUAUUCUGCUUGUGAUGAGUCAACUGCUGCCCUGGCCCUUUCACUUACACAACAAUGACACGGUGCAGAGAAUUUACAUCGGCUCCAUGGGAAUCAGCAACCAGCGAUUCCUGCCAGAGCAUGAAGAUCCCAGCAGCUCAGAGUUUACUCAGCUGGCCGCUCAAGUCAGCCAACAGCUCAAACUGAUUUACUCCAAAAACUCAGUGCUGGCCAAAUACUUCAACCGCAACUCCGUCCAGGCCUUCAGUCGCGCUCCUUGCAUCUUCUCUGUGAUCGGUGUGAUGCCCAGCCGCUUUCGGAUGCUGAUGUUCAUGAUGUGGUCCCAUCGUGUCAGGCCCAGGCACCAUCGCAGCAACCGCAUUUCCAUUGUGGGAAGGGCCUGUUCUGAGGGUGACAGCGGGGACAACAGCAUUGUGGUGUAUUAUGAGUCGGAGUUUGAUGUCCCCGUCCCUGAACGGACCACUGUGGAUGAAGCCAUUGAAUCUCUGGAGCCUCCAGCAGAAAGUGAAUGGAGCCAACAGGGACAAGGGCUGCUGAAACCCAGUGACACCCUGAACAUCAGCAGCAUCAUCUCACAAGACUAUCCUUAUCCUCCAAAUGCCAACUUCCAGUGGAGGCUUCGGGCGGAACCCGGCCACCGAGUUAGGCUCGACUUUCACACUCUGAUCUUGGAGGACGACUGUCAGCGCGACUUCAUCAAAGCCUAUGAUUCGCUGGCUCCCAUAGAGAAACGUGCUCUGACAGAACAGUGUGGGAAUCCUCAAAAGUCAUUGUCCUUCUUCUCUUCUGGAAAUGUCAUGUUACUGACGCUGGUCACAAAUGAGAAGGAAAACUUCCCUGGUUUUGAAGCAAGCUACUCCCAGAUUCCUUUGGCUAAACAAACUUGUCCAGGAAGAUUCCAGUGCAGCAAUAACAAGUGCGUCAGCAAGAGUUUUCAAUGUGACGGCUGGGACGAUUGUGGUGACAACAGCGAUGAAAUCAACUGCAAUUGUACAGGAAUGUUCCAGUGCAGCAAUAGCAGGUGCGUCAGCAAGACUUCUCAAUGUGACGGCUGGGACAAUUGUGGGGACAACAGUGAUGAAAUCAACUGCACUUGUACAGGAAUGUUCCAGUGCAACAACAACAAGUGCGUCAGCAAUACUUCUCACUGUAAUGGCUGGGACGAUUGUGGUGACAACAGCGAUGAAAUCAACUGCACUUGUCCAGGAAAAUUCCAGUGCAACAAUAACAGGUGCGUCAGCAAUACUUCUCAAUGUGAUAGCUGGGACGAUUGUGGGGACAACAGCGAUGAAAUCAACUGCACUUCAGUGGUGUGCUCAGCGUUCACCUUCCACUGCAGUAAUGGACUCUGCAUCAGUAAACUGAACCCAGAGUGUGAUGGAGAGCAGGACUGUGAGGACGGCUCUGACGAGGCUAACUGUGAUUGCGGUACGAGUUUGUACAGUAGCACUCGUAUUGUGGGGGGUCGGGGAGCUAAUGUGGGCGAGUGGCCCUGGCAGGUGAGCCUCCACUUCAAGGGGCUAGGACACAUGUGUGGAGCCUCUGUGCUGAGUGACCGCUGGCUGCUGACUGCUGCCCACUGCGUCCAAGACACUACAGUUUACAAGCUGUCUCAGGCUCACAAAUGGGAGGCUUUCCUGGGAUUGCAAGUGCAGAACCAGACCAAUGAGUGGACAGUAAAGAGGGGUGUGAAGCAGAUCAUCGCUCACAGGUACUACAACAGAUACACUGAAGACAGUGACAUCGCGCUGAUGGAGCUGAACACCAGAGUCAGCCUAACCCAGCACAUCAGACCCAUCUGCCUGCCUUCCUCCACCUACUUCUUCCCAUCAGGCCAAGAGGCUUGGAUCACUGGCUGGGGGACUACCCUGCAGGGAGGUGCCGCGACGGCCAUCCUCCAGAAGGCGGAAGUUAAGAUCAUCAACAGCCGGCUGUGUAAUAUUCUACUGAAUUACAGGGUCACAGGUAACAUGCUGUGUGCUGGAGUCCUUUCAGGAGGCGUGGACACCUGUAAGGGUGACUCCGGCGGGCCCCUGUCUGUCGCCAACUCCCGCGGGCGUUUUUUCCUGGCAGGUGUGACGAGCUGGGGCAAAGGCUGCGCUCGCAUAUACGCACCCGGCGUCUACACUCGGGUUACCAAAUACCGCAGCUGGAUAAAACAGAAGACUGGAGUGUAG
Molecule: messenger RNA, 2280 nt
Organism: Maylandia zebra (zebra mbuna)
Lineage: Eukaryota; Metazoa; Chordata; Actinopteri; Cichliformes; Cichlidae
Product: suppressor of tumorigenicity 14 protein homolog
Biological process (GO): proteolysis
Molecular function (GO): protein binding; serine-type endopeptidase activity
Source: RefSeq, a predicted model, not a curated record